Messenger RNA from Dreissena polymorpha, 586 nucleotides. RefSeq lists its product as uncharacterized. The coding region runs from base 143 to 586 and encodes 147 amino acids. Lineage: Eukaryota; Metazoa; Mollusca; Bivalvia; Myida; Dreissenidae. The record is from RefSeq and is a predicted model, not a curated record. The transcript is spliced from 6 exons.
UGUCGCGUUACAGAUUCAGCUUAUCAAAUCACUCGACACUUAAACUAGUACAUUUUACCUUAUCUCCUAAAUGGCUAUGCUUUUAACAUAUGGUCGAAUGUUUUUGUUAAAAUAUUAAGCAUAACUUUUAAACCCGUGUUGGAUGUGUAGGGUAAAGAGCAACAUGCUACAUUUUGCAGGGUUAGUUCUUAUAACAUUGAAAGCUCCAACAGCACUCGGACUAGUGUGUCUCGUUUGUGACCACGUCUCGAGCAUUCGUGAUUGCCCAUACGUCAAAACCUGUGGAUCACACGAGGUAUGCUAUUUAGAAGGACGUAACUCGAGUAAUGGGCACGCGUUAUAUCAAGGCGGAUGCAGGGAACGUCAAAAAUGCUCCACCGUCACGGCUGUUGGAAAACGGACCAAUACCGUGUUUUGUUCCCAGUGCUGCGACCACAGCUGGUGCAAGGCCUCACUUUGUGGGGGCACAGGAUAUUCUACCAAUCGAGGUCCCAUGUGUUACGAUUGUCCAGUAGGAUUGAACCAAGGAAACUAUUGUGACAGAAUUAUAGAGGCAUCACGUAAUCAGGUAUUUUCUUUACUGUAA